Molecule: messenger RNA, 453 nt
Organism: Lactuca saligna
Lineage: Eukaryota; Viridiplantae; Streptophyta; Magnoliopsida; Asterales; Asteraceae
Source: the annotation of a GenBank genome assembly
AUUUUUAGUUUAGUCCCUUGUUGUAUGUCGUUUGCCAACAUUGGUAUCACAAAAACCUCAAACAAAAAGAAAGUUGCACUCUGUAAUUUACUUGCCAAGAUCCGCGGCAAGGAAAUGGAGAAAGGGACUAACAGUAACACCGGUGGUGGAUCAAGUGGCUACUGGUGGUGGGUCGCCGCCAGCGGCGUCCAAGUUGCUUGGGGCAUAUACUCCUUCCGCAAAGGCUACUCCGGCGACUCACGACUCAUGCCCCUCAAAGCUUUUGGCGUAGCUUCUCUCUUCGUCGGCGCCACAGCAACCGCCACUGUCGGAACCUUUAGUGCCUCCGGCAUCCACUCGGUGAAGGAUGCCAUGGAACUUGGGGCAAAUAUAAGGUCCGGGCUUGGAGUCAAGGGUUUGGGAUAUUGCUACGGGGUUGUAGGUCUUGAUUUUGAUUUUGAUGGUAAUCCAUGA